This is a messenger RNA of Trichomycterus rosablanca, 1053 nucleotides long. RefSeq names its product wingless-type MMTV integration site family member 2 (gene wnt2). The record is from RefSeq and is a predicted model, not a curated record. Gene Ontology annotation, cellular component: extracellular region. Gene Ontology annotation, molecular function: cytokine activity; frizzled binding. Gene Ontology annotation, biological process: canonical Wnt signaling pathway; cell fate commitment; neuron differentiation. Bases 1 to 1053 code for a protein of 350 amino acids. The transcript has 5 exons. NCBI's taxonomy places the organism in Eukaryota, Metazoa, Chordata, Actinopteri, Siluriformes, Trichomycteridae.
AUGAACUUUUUUCCAAGCGGAAUAUGUUUAUAUCUGUCUGUGGCAACCUGCUGGUUCAGCACACGAGUCGACUCAUCCUGGUGGUACAUGGGCUCUCUCGGAUCGCAGGUUAUGUGUGACAAUAUUCCAGGUUUGGUGACAAAACAGCGCCAGAUGUGUAGGCAAAACCCCGCAGUGAUGCAGGCUGUUGGUGGCGGAGUGAACGAAUGGAUCAGUGAGUGCCAGCACCAGUUCCAGCAUCAGCGCUGGAACUGCAACACAAUGGCCAGAGAUCACAAUGUGUUCGGCAAACUGCUGCUCCGUGGUAGUCGUGAGGCAGCUUUUGUGUACUCCAUCUCCUCAGCAGGCAUGGUCCACACACUGACCAGGGCCUGCAGUCAGGGUGAGCUGGACUCCUGCUCCUGUGACCCAGGAAAGAAGGGCACAUCACACGAUGCCAAAGGACUCUUUAAUUGGGGUGGCUGUAGUGACCAUGUGGACCAUGCCAUGAAGUUUACCCAAGCAUUUGUUGAUGCCAAAGAGAGUAAGGAGAAGGAUGCACGGGCACUCAUGAACCUGCAUAACAAUCGAUUAGGAAGACGGGCAGUCAAGCGUUUCAUGACCUUGGAAUGUAAAUGCCACGGUUUGAGCGGGUCCUGCAGUGUACGGACCUGCUGGCUCGCCAUGGGCGACUUCAGACAGACGGGUGACUACCUACGCAAGAAGUACAACAGCGCCACCCAGGUGGUGAUGAACCGCUACGUGACAGGCUUUACCACUGCCCACAGGAUGUUUAAGAAGCCUACCAAGAAUGACCUGAUAUACUUUGAGGACUCGCCUGAUUACUGCUUAUGGGAUCAUGAAUCUGGUUCCGUGGGCACAGGUGGUCGUGUGUGUAACCGGACGUCACAUGGAGCCGACAGCUGUGAAGUCCUGUGUUGUGGGCGGGGCUACGACACAUCCCGCUUGAGUCGAACCACCAAAUGUGAGUGCAAGUUCCACUGGUGCUGUGCCGUUCACUGCAGAGACUGUCACGAAGAGGUGGAUGUCCACACGUGCAAAUCCCAGUCGUGA